This is a messenger RNA of Ostertagia ostertagi, 1218 nucleotides long. The record is from the annotation of a GenBank genome assembly. Lineage: Eukaryota; Metazoa; Nematoda; Chromadorea; Rhabditida; Trichostrongylidae.
AUGAGACCUUUUGGCAUCCUAUUCCUUAUUGUUUUACUGGUGUACACUGCCGCUCAGAAUCCCUCGCCAACGUUGCAGUUCGUUGAAUUUUGGUUCCGACAUGGCGAGCGGACACCGACGCACUACAUGUACUUCCCCAACGAAUCGCCUAGUGUUCGAUACACUGAAGCAGAGGCUGGGGAACUGACAAAUAGGGGCAUCCAACAAGCUUACCAGCGAGGAACGUUUAUCAGGAAGCGCUAUGAUGGAUUUCUGGGCAACGUGUAUCACCCCUCAGAGAUUCACACGUGGACGGGAAAUGACAAUAGAACAGUGACUUCGGCGCAAGCAGUGCUUGCAGCUGUCUAUAAGCCAGAUAAAGACCACAAAUGGACUUCAGAACUGAACUGGCAACCAGUUGCUGUCCACACUGAUCCCACCAUAGAUUGGGUGUCCACCGGUAUCGACGAUACCUGUAGCGAAUAUGAGAAGUCGUUCUUCGAAUCACCUCAGUACAAGGAAGUUCUUGCGCCGUUCGAUCCGAAAUUAAUAGAAUUUCUUGAAAACAAUACUGCAGUGAAUAUCACGACACCAGCAGACUUCAAUAAUGUCAUCGAUUCGCUGGUGACAAAGUUGACUAUGAAUGAUCCACGCCUUCCCUACCCAGGCUGGGCAGCACCGAUUCGGAACAAUGUCACAUGGCUUCGAACCGUUUUUCAUCAAAGGAUGAUCGACGCACAGAGUGAAACAGCUGGACGAUAUCAUUCCGAAAUGCUCCUCUCCUUCAUCGAGGACCACCUCAGCAGGCCUCAAAUUUUAAAGAACAAGGCCGUAUUUAUAUCAGGACAUGACUCCAACUUCAUGGCCCUCGGUCGGCAACUCAACAUCACUCGAAUAGCCAAUGAAAUGGUCCCGUAUGCAGCACUAUUGGCCGUUGAGCUCCAUACUAUAAAUGGAACAAAUGUUGUGGAGAUAUGGCUGUCACCAUCGCUUAACGACGAGUUGGUCCGUAUGGAUAUACCGCAAUGCCCGAAUCCGUGUAAGCUGGAAACACUCAAGGAAUUUCUCAAGGGACGACGUUUGACGCGAGACUCAUGGAUACAACAAUCAUCGAUAAUUCUUCUUCUGGCGAUCUUUGUCGUAUCAACCGUGGUCCUUGCUUGCACAACAUUCUCGUAUAGGAAACAAGUGAAGGAGCUUCAGGAUCCUGAACGGCGACGUCUCUUGGAAGAAUCUUGA